AUGUCGGACUACGGCGAUGCCGUGGGUAAUGAACCACCGGCCAUUGAGCCGUACGAAAUCCUUGGCCUUGACCGAGAUGCCUCUCCCGACCAGAUCAAGAGCGCCUACCGCAAGGCAGCCCUCAAGAACCACCCUGACAAAGUACCGGAUGAUCAAAAGGCCGCUGCGCACGGCCGGUUCCAGUCGAUAGCCUUUGCGUAUGCCGUGCUGUCGGACCCUGCGAGGCGGAAGCGAUACGAUUCCACGGGCUCCACGGCCGAGUCCGUCAUCGACUCGGAAGGAUUUAACUGGAGCGACUAUUACCGCGAUCAGUUCAAAGAUGCCAUUUCGACAGAUGCCAUCGAGAAGUUUGCCGCAAAGUACAAAGGAUCCGAGGAGGAAAAGGAUGACGUGCUUGUCGCCUACGAGGAGUGCGAAGGAGCCAUGGACGAGGUGUACGAAAGGGUCAUCCUCAGCGACGUUGUACGGGACGACGAGAGAUUCCGCCGCAUAAUAGACGAGGCCAUCGAGAGCGAGGACGUGCCGGCAUUCAGCGCGUACACCAAGGAGAGCAAAAAGAAGCGGGCGGCACGAGUAAAGGCGGCCAUGGCCGAGGCGGACGAGGCAGAAGAUUACGCCAAAGAGCUUGGCGUCCAUGACAAGCUUUUCGGAGUCAAGAGGAACAAGAACUCGAAGAACUCCGAAGAUGGCCUCGCUGCUCUGAUCCAGAAGAGGCAGCAGGAUCGAUCCGCCAACUUCCUCGACAACUUGGCAGCAAAGUAUGGGGCCAAGGAGCCGAGGGCGAAGAAGGGCAAACGAGGGGCGGAAACCGAACCUUCGGAGGAAGCAUUCCAAGCGGCCGCAUCGCGGCUGAAGGGUGCCAAGAGGUCCAAGAAAUAA
Drechmeria coniospora is the source of this 879-nucleotide messenger RNA. RefSeq lists its product as uncharacterized. The record is from RefSeq and is a predicted model, not a curated record. Gene Ontology annotation, molecular function: heat shock protein binding. Bases 1 to 879 code for a protein of 292 amino acids. Gene Ontology annotation, cellular component: nucleus; cytoplasm. NCBI's taxonomy places the organism in Eukaryota, Fungi, Ascomycota, Sordariomycetes, Hypocreales, Ophiocordycipitaceae. The transcript has 2 exons.